Molecule: messenger RNA, 2319 nt
Organism: Nerophis lumbriciformis (worm pipefish)
Lineage: Eukaryota; Metazoa; Chordata; Actinopteri; Syngnathiformes; Syngnathidae
Source: RefSeq, a predicted model, not a curated record
AUGCACCACCAGGACUUUUGCGGAGACCCACCCGGUAGUGGCAGCAGGAAAACGGUGUUUCAUUACCGCAGGGGCAGUGGUGGAGGGCCACCUGCUUCUUCCACUGCCUCUGGAGUGACAGGGUUUGAAGACAAUCCUUCCCCAGCUGGAGCCUCUUCUCCGGGACCCCACCAACAGCCCGCAUCCCAAAUGACUGGCGCUCAGGUGAAGAAGAAGAGUGGCUUUCAGAUAACAAGUGUCACCUCGGCUCAGAUCAACGUAAGUGGAAGUAACAGUUUGGCUGAUGACACGGAGAGCUAUGACGACUUGGAUGAGUCGCACACCGAGGACCUCUCUUCCUCUGAUAUGCUGGACGCUUCGGUCUCUCGAGCUACUGAUGUAGGAGUGCCGGAGAGAAGUUCAUCGGACGAGACAUUAAACAGUCUCCAUGGAGUUGACACGCCUGGCCUUGUGUCGCCCAAUGAGCCCCCAUACCCACAUUCCAGCCAGGGAACCCAGAAGCAUAGCGCAAUGGUAAAUGGGACAGUACACCCUCAUUAUUAUCCGCAGCAGCACAGUCUGCCGCAACAGCAUCAUUCUGAUAAUUUGGGAGCAGGUGAAUCAUCUUUGCCAUGCCCUCCUAAUGCCCCAACGGCCAGCUCCAGCCAGCAGCUUUCCAAAACAGGUGUGAAUCAGUCCCAGAGGCCACCGGUGUUGGAUAGCACCCAACCAGUUGGGGGGACAACACAACCGUCAGCCCCUAUUGUUGGUAGGACGGCUGGUGACGCACAUCUACAGGGCAGUGGGAAUUUUCAGAAUGUCUCUUCUGUCACUCCAGCAAACCCCUCUGGGCAGCAAGGUUUUGACAACACUAGCGUGAGUGUAUCUGCAGCUACGACUGCUGUAGGAACUGGCCAGUCAGCCACUGCCCCUGCCACUCAAACGCAGACGACUACAAGCUCCCGUUUCCGAGUGGUAAAAUUGGACACAAACUCUGAGCCAUUUCGCAAAGGAAGGUGGACGUGUACGGAAUUUUAUGAGAAGGAGAUUUCACCUGCACCUCCGGUUCCAGAGGCACCUAAAACUGCCGAGUCUUCCACAGAGACUGAGCCUAACAACGCUGGAGUAAGUCCAAUUCUUCCAGCUGUCCAGCCACCUCACACCUUGCAGCCAUAUCAGCUGCCGAGCCAAGAGUACGCUAGCCCUCAUGCGAUGCAGAGCCCCCCACAAGCUCUGGGCCAAACCAGCCCCCUUGUCUAUGUGUCACCGCAGGAAGUCGUUGGCACUGCGAAUAAUAAGAUGCUAGGGGCUCCUGGUAGUCUCCCAACAACUGCAUCACAAAUUGGUACAAGCCAGCCUGCCUCCCUCAUACCCCAGCAGUUACCCUACACCGUGGACCAGCAGCAAGCUCAAGCACCAGGAGGUUAUGGAGCACCUCAGCUAAGUGGUCUGCAACCAGACUUUAUCCAACCCACUGCUCCGUUUCAAACCCAGGUCCAGCCUCCACUGGCGCACGUGAGUGCAUCCGUAUCGCCUGGGUCAGCGGUCACAGCAAAGCCACUUGGCAGCCUGGCUCAGCCGUCACUCCACCAAGGUCAUGUGGCUCCAUCUGCUAUAGAAACCUCUGCCACGGUCCAACAGCCAUCACAUCCCCUACAAAUAGCCUCCACUGCUUCUGCACCACCAGCGCAGGGGGCUGCCUACAUGCCUUUGACUGCACUUCAAGCUGACUUACAGCCCCUUCUCAGCCCGGGCACAGCUCUCUACCCAUCCCCUGUAGCAGGAGGGGUUUCAUUGAAAGCAUCCCAACUGGAAGAUGCACAGAAACUUCUGUUUCAACACCAAGGCCUCCUAGGACUGCCUAGGCUGGGCGCUGCUGCCGGUGGAGUGAUGUCUGCAGAUGCUGGCAUCACAGCCAGAAGCCUGGCCCACAUGGGAAUGUCAGUGGAGGCCAGUGCCCUUGUCGCCGCUGCUGCUGGUUUGAGGACUCAACAUGUUGAAGGAGAGGAUGACAGCUCUUCAGGUGCAAGUGUCGUGGCCAUUGACAACAAGAUUGAGCAGGCGAUGGAUCUGGUGAAAAGUCACCUGAUGUACGCCGUGCGCGAGGAGGUGGAGGUGCUGAAGGAGCAAAUCAAGGAGCUGAUGGAGCGCAACAACCAACUGGAGCAGGAGAACAACCUGCUCAAGACCCUGGCCAGCCCCGAGCAGAUGGCUCAGUUCCAGGCCCAGGUCCAGACUGGCGGCUCCCCCACCGGCGCCGCCCUACAGCCUCAGGUCCCAGGUUCUGGCGGAACCGCGCAAGCCCUCCCCUCUGCGCAGAAUUCAGGUCCGUCCGUGUGA